AUGGUAAGGAAACCGUACUAUUCACCGGUUGCUCCAGCAGCUGGGGUCACACCCACAGUACGAAUGAAUAGUGGAAUGUCUGAGGUUUUGGAUUGGACAUGUACUGAUGUCAGGAGAUGGCUUGUAGCCAAUGGGUUUUCUCAGUAUGCCGGUAUUAUGGCCGAUCAACACAAAAUUGAUGGUCCUGCCCUGCUUCUAUUGAAAGAGCAUGAUUUGCGAGAGCAACCAUUGGGCAUCAAAUGUUUAGGUGAUAUAAAACGCUUGUUCGGAGCGAUAGAGAAAUUGAGGAAGUGUUCAUCGGGUUCUAGAACUGCUUCAGAGUCUUUAGAUGAUGUACUACUUUAUGUAGAGUAUAAUAAGAGAAGGAGAAUGUCUAUAUCAGGAGAAGAUCUGUUCGUGACUACAAAACAGAACGCUAUCAUAACGGAUGAUGAAUUUGUGGAAACUUUAUCGAACACAGGAGAUUUUCAUUCAGUUAGACUGAUAUCGAGAGAUGAGCUUAUCCGAACCGUUGAAAGUCCUGACACCCCUAGUAAAAGCUUAGCCAAGUUGACGAUCUCAUUCCUGUAUUGUUUAAUGUCUCUUCUAAUCACUGCGUUCGUGAUGGUUCUCGUCCAUGAUCGUGUACCUGAUAUGAAAACAUACCCUCCUCUUCCUGAUAUUGUUUUGGAUAACCUACCCUUGAUUCCUUGGGCCUUUGAUAUGUGUGAAUUGAUCGGUGUUGCCCUGUGUCUUGUGUGGUUAACCGUUUUAGUCUUCCAUAAGCAUAGAGUGGUCAUAAUGCGACGAAUGUUUUCGUUAGUAGGAACAGUUUUCUUACUACGUUGUAUAACGAUGCUCAUCACUUCGUUGUCCGUUCCCGGUGUUCAUUUAGAAUGUAGAGCUAAGAGUUACGGAAGCUUCCAAGAGAAAUUGAUUCAAGCUUUCCAUAUCUGGUCAAAAUUAGGAAUGUCCAUUCAGGGAGUUAGAACUUGCGGUGAUUAUAUGUUCAGUGGACACACCACAGCUAUCACAUUGCUCAAUCAUUUUAUAACAGAAUAUACGCCACCGUCUUGGACAACUUUACAUACGGGAACAUGGGUUAUGAACUUGUUCGGAAUAUUUUUCAUCCUAGCUGGUCAUGAACACUACUCCAUUGACGUUUUUAUCGCUUUUUAUAUAUCAUCAAGAAUGUUUUUGUACUAUCAUGCUUACGCUUAUAAUCAUGCCAAUCUUACUGCCACUGAUGAUCGAAUUCGUUUGUGGUUCCCUCUUGGUUGGUUCUUUGAAGCCGGAAGUCUUGGAAAAGUGCCAAACGAGUUUGAGAUGCCAUUCCCUAUCAAGUAUCCUAUGUUCUCGAAAUCUCCAACACCACCAUCUUCGCCAUCAUUAUCUCAUAAAGAAGGAAAAGAAAAGAGUAGAAAGAACAGUAGCAAGAAGAAAGCAUGUUGA
Auanema sp. JU1783 is the source of this 1431-nucleotide messenger RNA. NCBI's taxonomy places the organism in Eukaryota, Metazoa, Nematoda, Chromadorea, Rhabditida, Rhabditidae. The record is from the annotation of a GenBank genome assembly.